AUGCUCAACCCUUGGCUCAAGCCCCGUUUUCGUUGGGCUGUCAUAACUUCAUUCAUUGUUAUCAAUUUAUAUGUUUACUGUAAAGGAUACAAACCUCUGCAACCAAAUGAAUUUGAUGGGGCAAAGUAUAUUUUUAAUCGAGGUGACUCGUUUGGAGGAGAGGAUAGCGACAGUAAAGUUGUGCCAGAAAAACAUAGACCGACGCUUUUCGAUAAGGCUUUUGCCUACAGAUGUUCAAGUGAGAUUUCAAUGCUCAAUGCCACAUUAGACAGAUCAUUUUCACCCAAGCAAGAACGAAAUGUGCUUAUGGAGGUUUUCAAUCAAACAGCUGGUCAUAAUUGGAGGAACAACACUCAUUGGGGAAAUGACUCUGUACCACACUGUUCUUGGCAUGGAAUAGAAUGCCAUAACACCAAUAGCUCUGUCAUAGGUAUUACUUUGAUAAACAACAACUUGGUUGGAACCCUUCCGAGAAGCCUAUGGAAGCUUCGCAAUUUACAGAUUUUGUGCAUUGGCACUAAUCCUAACUUAUCAGGUAGUCUCGAUGAAAUUUUGUCUUCCAACAUGACUACUUUACACACUCUUUACCUUGCCUUUAACAAGUUAUCUGGUGGGAUUCCUGGUGAAACUUUAGCAAAGAUGAAGUCACUGAAAAUAAUCCAGCUUUGCUGUCAGUUGAGAAAGGGUUUUUAUGGUGAAAUUCCAAAAGACAUUGGAAACUUAACGCAAUUGCAAGUUCUCGGUUUCGGAGGAAGCAGAUUGAAAGGUUCAAUACCGAAGAGUAUUUCGAAAUUGAAAAAACUUUGGUUUUUGGAUCUUAAAAGUGCAACAUCCCUAAGUGGAGGCUUUGCAAACCUUGUCAAUCUCUCAUCUUUACAAUACUUGCACCUGUCAAUGGCUGGAUUAAAUGGAACUUUGCCUGACGAAUUUGGACUGUAUUAUCCUGCCAUGGUUGAGUGUAUCCUGUCAGGAAACCGUUUUACUGGAAGCAUUCCGGCAACUCUGGGUAAUAUGACCCACCUUCAAUAUUUAAAUUUGGCUAGAAACAGUUUUUCUGGAAAAAUACCGGAAAGUAUCGGCUCAGUUUCCUCUCCUCAUAUUAUUGACUUAAGUGGAAAUAAUCUAUCAUCGUUUGAGGACGGGAUCAAGUUUAAUGAUCUAGAGGUACUCCUCCUUGCUGGUAAUAAGAAUCUCACACACAGUUUUGAUUCCUUGCUGGAUGCAAUGGAAUCGACAAGAAAAUCUCUUCGUAUUCUUAACAUUAGUGAGUGUAAUUUUUAUGGUAUUAUUACAUCUAAAUUAUGGAAAUUUGAGAAUUUGAUUUCUGUGGAUUUAAGGAAGAACAAUCUAACAGGAACGCUUCCGUGGGCUUUUCAAAUCUUGUAUUUCCUUCACGAUCUUGAUAUAUCCACGAAUAAACUUUCCGGGCAAAUCCCUGGAAAUUAUGCAGACUUACCCUCCUUGAAAGUCCUAGACGUUUCAAAGAAUCCUUCAAUGCGUAUGAACGAAGAACAUGAAAUCCUACCAAAGUAUAUGACAGCUGAUUUUGCAUCUUUAAUCCUUUUUGACAAGUUCAAAUGUCCAAAUGCCCGUCUUAACAACAACACACGGGUGAUUUUAGACCCCAGCUAUUAUUUUUACCGUCUUUGUUUCUGCGAUAGAGGAUAUUAUGGCUUCGGGAAAACCUGUCUGCCCUGCAUGGAAGGUGGAACUUGUAAUGUUGAGAAACGUCCUUCCCAGGAUAUGACAAUCAAAAAAGGCUAUUGGCCUUCAUCACGUGAUCAGAACGUGACUCAUCUCGUUGACUGUUCACAAGCUUUAGGCACCAAUCCUCAAGUGAGUACACCCUGCAAUCCAUUAGGCACUUGUCGCUGCUGGAUUGACACAGACCAAAGUCCCUCCACCGUUUGCAACAAAUCGUGCUUCUGCCGCACAGGGAGUAAAGGUCGCUUUUGUUCACUUUGCGAACAUGGUUAUUACAAACAAGGAAUCAUUUGCUACGCUUGUCCCCAAGCGAAUACCAGUGUUUACAUUCCGGCUGCACUUGCUAUCCUGACUAUCAUUUUGAUGACUCUUGCCUUCUACCUUUACGAGAAAAAGCGCUUUUUCUCCACAGUUUUAGUUUUUACUCAAAUAAUUGUCUUAGCAUUACUAGCCAUUUUUCACAUAAUUCCUGCAUGGCUACUUGAACUCAAUGCAAUAGCCCUCUUUAUAGGUUUAGCCGAAAGAGGUAAGGCUGCGCGAGGAAUUCUGAAGAUCAGUGUGUAUUAUUUGCAAACCCUGGACGCUUUGAUCUCCUGUAACAACUUCUGGCCUCCUCAAGUUCUUAAAAUUCAGCGAUACAUCAGCUAUGUGUUUAACUUUCAUUUCUCUGGCCUGGUUUGUACGUUUCCUCACUUGUUCACUCCACUUGGUGAAUUUGCAAUUCUAAUUCUACUUCCUGUUAUUUGCAUUCUGUGCAUUUGGUUGUACUUUGCUCUUGUUUGCCUCGUUGGUGGUGUUCUUAACGUUUACAAUUUGCAAGAAAGACGACUUCGACUGCGAAAUACCUGUUUACAACUUUCCAUUGUGUCUCUCAAUUUCACAUAUUUUCCCAUUGUAAAGAAAACGGCUUCAGUCUUGGCUCCGUGCGCAAAGGACAACAAUUAUUAUUACCUGAGGGAGGCACCAUGGAUAGAGUGUGGAGGUCCUGUCCACACCAUGCUUCAGGUCCUUGGCUGGCUUUCGUUAGUUUUUUAUGUGAUCGGUGUGCCUUUUGGAGUGUUCCUUCCUCUUCUGCGACACAACAAGGUGGGCAGCAGACAUGAGCUGCCUCAGCAAGACCAAGAAAGUUUGGACAGUUGGCUCGGUUCUAUCUACUUGCCAUACAAGAAAGAUUUUCGUUCCUCAUUUGAGAUUAUCUUUCUUCUAAGGCGGAUGCUGAUCGCUUUCGCGUUGUCCCUCAUCACUCGUUCAUCGUCCUUUCAGACGAUAGCUGUUUGCUUUGUUUUGCUGGUUGCCCUUUGCUUUCAGUUGCUCUUCAAACCAUAUAUUGAUUCUUACCAAGCGUUCCCGUUGGAAAAUACAGCAGAGGCUUUGGUUCUUUUGACCCUUCAUUUCUCUUUCAUGAACGUAAGGUACGCAGCCCAGAACCCUGACUCAUCCACACCCAUCGUUUGGAUGGUUGUAGUGGUGAACGUGGUUCUUUUCUGUGGCAUAGUGAUAUCAAUUAUUGUUCUUCUUGGCCGGCGAUCGCAUGUAGUGAGAAGUUCUACCAUGGAGGUCCACUUAAGGGCGGUUGAUGAAGAUGACUCCGCACUUCCUCCACCCGAAUUCUCUUCAUCGUGUCUUCUUGAUGAUGGAACUUAUAAUGACUGA
Molecule: messenger RNA, 3357 nt
Organism: Pocillopora verrucosa
Lineage: Eukaryota; Metazoa; Cnidaria; Anthozoa; Scleractinia; Pocilloporidae
Product: putative leucine-rich repeat-containing protein DDB_G0281931
Molecular function (GO): protein binding
Source: RefSeq, a predicted model, not a curated record